AUGUUGGAGAUGCUUGAAUACAGCCAUUACCAGGUGCAGACCCAUCUGGAGAACCCCACCAAGUACCACAUUCAGCAGGCCCAAAGGCAGCAGGUGAGGCAGUACCUGUCCACCACCCUCGGGGGUAAGCCUGGCAGCCAGGCCAGCAGCCUGCAGUGCCACAGCCAGCCCCCGGAGCACGGGAUGCUCCCCGGCCCAGGCAGCAGUGCCCCCAACAGCCCCAUGGCCCUGCUGACCCUCACCUCAAACUGCGAGAAGGAGGUAGGCAUAAAAGAGAGGACACAGAGAUCCAUGCAUAUACCAUUCCCACUGGUUUUUCAUUUUGAUCUCACAUUAUUACAGAUGGACGAUGUCAUUGAUGACAUUAUUAGCUUGGAAACAAGUUAUAAUGAUGAUAUUCUUGGCUUUAUGGACCCCGGACUCCAGAUUACAAAUACACUCCCUGUAUCUGGUAACCUUCUGGACAUGUAUGGAAACCACGGACUUACCAGCAGUAACUCCUGCCCUGGUAGUUUAUCCAACAUAAAAAGGGAAUUCUCAGUGUUUCCCUUCCGUCCAGAAGCUGAGGUCCGAGCGAUGGCCAAGGAGAGACAAAAAAAGGACAAUCACAACUUAAUUGAACGAAGAAGGAGGUUCAACAUCAACGAUCGAAUCAAAGAGCUUGGAACCUUGAUUCCUAAGUCAAAUGAUCCGGACAUGCGCUGGAAUAAGGGCACCAUUCUGAAGGCCUCAGUGGACUACAUCAGGAAGCUGCAGAGGGAGCAGCAGAGAGCCAAGGAGCUGGAGCUUAGACAGAGGAGGCUGGAGCAUGCCAACCGCCAUCUGAUGCUGCGCAUACAGGAGUUGGAGAUGCAGGCGCGGGCUCAUGGUCUUGCGGUUGUGCCGUCCUCUUCCCUCUGCUCCUCUGAGCUGAUGGCCCGAGCCAUCAAGCAGGAGCCCAUCCUAGGAGACUGUCCGUCAGACCUGUACCAGAAGUCAGGCCCCGACAUGUCCCCUACCACCACACUAGACCUCAACAACGGCACCAUCCACUUCAAUGACAGCCCAUUGGAUGCAGGGGAACCAGGGGCCUAUGGCUCCAACAAGGCCUCCACUAAACUGAAGGACAUAAUAGACAACACCCUGUCACCCAUAUCAUCCCUUCUGUCCUCAGUGUCUCCAGACGCCUCCAACAGCAGCAGCAGGCGUAGCAGCAGCUCAAGCAUGGAGGAGAAUAAUCAUGGUUGUUAG
Salvelinus namaycush (lake trout) is the source of this 1230-nucleotide messenger RNA. Its product is annotated as microphthalmia-associated transcription factor-like. The coding region runs from base 1 to 1230 and encodes 409 amino acids. The record is from RefSeq and is a predicted model, not a curated record. The transcript has 8 exons. Gene Ontology annotation, biological process: melanocyte differentiation; regulation of transcription by RNA polymerase II. Gene Ontology annotation, molecular function: DNA-binding transcription factor activity, RNA polymerase II-specific; RNA polymerase II cis-regulatory region sequence-specific DNA binding; protein dimerization activity. Gene Ontology annotation, cellular component: nucleus. Lineage: Eukaryota; Metazoa; Chordata; Actinopteri; Salmoniformes; Salmonidae.